Molecule: messenger RNA, 1458 nt
Organism: Exserohilum turcica Et28A
Lineage: Eukaryota; Fungi; Ascomycota; Dothideomycetes; Pleosporales; Pleosporaceae
Exons: 1
Coding region: 1-1458 (485 amino acids)
Source: RefSeq, a predicted model, not a curated record
AUGAACCCGUUCCUUUCGCAGCACCCUUCAGACCCGCCGGCCCUUGGCAACGCAAACGGCACGUUCUCCCACCUUGCCCCAGGUGCACCACAACAUCAGUUUUACGUAGUUCAGCAACAACCGCAACCCCAGGUACAGAUGUCUCCAGCUCCACGCAUUGGGCACGCGUAUAUGCACAUACCGGCAAUGCAAGUUCAACCACGGAGAGUUCAGAAUAUGCCGCAUCAGCGUGCCGCAGCCCAGCAAGCGCAGAUGGUGUCGCAUCCUAUACAGAAUGCAGCCCCAAUGCCCAUGCCGAACACUGGAAGGCCAUUGAUUAUUGAUCGCUAUGGUCGCCAUUGGACGCUGGAACAGUAUAAUGAUUUCCUCCGGUGCAAGCAAAUGCAGGCAUCAAUGAGGCCAGAGAUUCGACAGCAAAUGCAGGAGAUAUCACCACCCAUGACCAUGAACCCACAGGCGUCCGUGGUUAGCAAUAGAUCAGGUCUUCAGUUGGCACAUCAGGAAUUCGCUGCAUUACCUGCGCGCCAACUAACCACGAGACAAACAUCGGCAUCUACGAAUGUUGGUCCGCGAAAGCAGCUUCAGUCACCGGCUGCAGUAUUGCAACCACAACAAUCUUUCAUCACCGACCAGCAUGGGCGCCAGUGGACGCGAGAGCAGUUGAAUGAGAUAUCUCGGCACCGAGAGGCGCAAAAGAGGCUCGCAACACCCAGCAAGUCUUCUGAUGCGACUCUCACUCCCGCUUCAGUAAAGCCUUCCACUCAGCCUUUGGCACACAAGCAAUCUGUGAAGAAGCCGCAAAAGCCACAGAAGCAGUCUCGUCAACAGCCAGCAGCACCACAGCGCAUUCCCAAAACUCAACCUCCUCCACAGCCAACAGCACCGCAAAGUGUUCCCAAACUCCAACCUCCUCCAUUAGAGCCGCAUCCAACAACCCAUACAGCGAUCGAGGGACGAGACCCCAAAUACGAAACACACCGCCUUCACUUGUCCGCCCUCCGAUCCGGCAUUACAAUGAGCGACAUCGAAAAGGGAACCCGCAUCCGCGACGCCAUGUCCAACUAUGUCAGCGCGCAUACCACUACCAGCAGCGAAACAACGCUCCAAAUCACCGCACCAUCUUCCACAAAGCCCCUCUACACAGCGCACAACAGCAACAACACCAUGGACUCUGCACACGCAGCUGCGCUGGGCCUCCCUCUAAACUUCAACAUGCGUCCUGUACUAGACAAAGUCCGGCACAAGCGGUACGAUGGCUACCCGACGUUUUCCGGGACCAACGGCCCGUGUGUGGAUGAGGCGGCUGUCAAGCACAUUUGCACCGUGGAUCCGGAUGGCUCGCUCAGAGCACCAGAGGACACGACGCUGAGUGAGACGCGAGCGAGGCUGCUUUGGGAACUCAUGAAUUGCACCGCUGCUGCUUCGGGUUCUGCUUCUGAUUCUGCGGGGGAGAAGUAG